Messenger RNA from Phragmites australis (common reed), 2388 nucleotides. RefSeq names its product beta-D-xylosidase 3-like. The record is from RefSeq and is a predicted model, not a curated record. Gene Ontology annotation, biological process: arabinan catabolic process; xylan catabolic process. Gene Ontology annotation, molecular function: alpha-L-arabinofuranosidase activity; xylan 1,4-beta-xylosidase activity. The coding region runs from base 1 to 2388 and encodes 795 amino acids. Gene Ontology annotation, cellular component: plant-type cell wall. The transcript has 4 exons. NCBI's taxonomy places the organism in Eukaryota, Viridiplantae, Streptophyta, Magnoliopsida, Poales, Poaceae.
AUGGCGUCCCCGUCCCAUCUCCUCGUCCUUGUCUCGUUGCUGCUGUGCGGCACCAUCCUCGUCGCCACCUCCGGCAAGGUGUAUACCAAGGUCUGCGACGCGGAGCGUUUCGCGGAGCUGGGCCUCAACAUGUCCGCGUUCCCGUACUGCGACGCGUCGCUGCCGUACGCGGAUCGGGUGCGCGACCUCAUCGGCUGGAUGACGGUGGAGGAGAAGGUCGGCAACCUCGGCGACUAUUCGCGCGGCGCGCCCCGCGUCGGCCUGCCGCCAUACAAGUGGUGGUCCGAGGCGCUGCACGGCAUCUCCAACAAAGGCCCCUCCACCCUGUUCGACGACCUCGACAGCAAGCCGGCGGGGAACCACUCUGGCCGCGCCGCCGUCUACAACGGCACCGUCUUCGCCAACGUCAUCAACAGCGCCGCCACCUUCAACGAGACGCUCUGGAAGUCCAUUGGCCAGGCGGUGUCGACGGAGGCGCGUGCGAUGUACAACCUUGGGAAGGGCGGGCUGACGUACUGGAGCCCCAACAUCAACGUGGUCCGCGACCCGCGGUGGGGCCGAGCCCUGGAGACCCCCGGCGAGGACCCCUUCGUCGUUGGCCGCUACGCCGUCAACUUCGUCCGCGGUAUGCAGGACAUUCCCGGCCACGACGCCGACAACGCCGGCGACCCCUUCUCCCGCCCCAUCAAGACGUCCGCCUGCUGCAAGCACUACGCCGCGUACGACGUCGACGACUGGCACAACCACACGCGUUUCACGUUCGACGCGCGCGUCACGGAGCGUGACAUGGUCGAGACCUUCCUCCGCCCCUUCAAGAUGUGCGUCCGCGACGGCGACGUCAGCAGCGUAAUGUGCUCCUACAACCGCGUCAACGGCAUCCCCGCCUGUGCCGAUGCGCGCCUCCUCUCCGGGACCAUCCGCGGCGACUGGCAGCUCCACGGCUACAUAGUCUCUGACUGCGACGCCGUCCAAGUCAUGACCGACAACGCCACAUGGCUCAACUUCACCGGCGUCGAGUCCAGCGCCGCCUCGCUCAAGGCGGGGCUCGACCUCGACUGCGGCGAGAGCUGGAUCAAGCAAAACGGCAAGCAGCUCAAGGACUUCCUCACCGAAUACGGCAUGGCCGCGGUCUCCCAGGGCAAGAUGCGUGAGUCCGACAUCGACAACGCGCUCAAGAACCAGUACAUGACGCUCAUGAGGCUCGGCUACUUUGACAACAUCCCGCAGUACGCCUCUCUCAACGAGACGGACAUAUGCACCGACGAGCACAAGAGCCUCGCCGUCGAUGGUGCAAGACAGGGGAUGGUGCUCCUCAAGAACGAUGACAACUUGCUGCCGUUGGACCCGAAGAAGAUCCGCGCCGUCGCCGUGCACGGGCCACAUGCCCUGGCACCUGAAAAGGUCAUGGACGGAGACUACACAGGGCCGCCAUGCCGGUACGUGACGCCCCGCCAAGGAAUAAGCAAGGACGUGAAGAUCUCGCAUCACGCGAAUAUGACCAUCUACUUUGGUGGCAUAAACCUGCACAUAGAGAAGGAGGGCAACGACAGGGAGGAUCUUCUCCUGCCCAAGAACCAAACAGAGGAGAUCAUGCACUUUGCGGCAGCCUCACCAAACCCGAUCGUCCUGGUGAUCCUGUCGGGAGGCGGCAUCGACAUCUCCUUUGCGCAGAACCACCCAAAGAUCGGUGCCAUCCUAUGGGCCGGGUACCCUGGGAGUGAAGGUGGCAACGCCAUUGCCGAUGUCAUCUUCGGAAGAUACAAUCCAGGAGGAAGGCUGCCAUUGACAUGGUUCAAGAACAAGUACAUCUACCAAAUCCCCAUGACGUCCAUGGACCUCCGGCCGGUGCCGAAGCUGGGGUACCCCGGCCGGACGUACAAGUUCUACGACGGCCCGGAAGUGCUCUACCCAUUCGGCUACGGCCUCAGCUACACCAAGUACCUCUACGAGACCUGCACCAACGGCACCGCCGUCAUGCUCCCCACCGACGGCCGCCAUUGCAAGGGGCUCAGCUACAAGCCCAGCGUGGCCACUACCCCAGCCUGCCCCGCCAUCAACGUCGACGGCCACGCUUGCACCGAGACCGUCAACUUCAACGUCAGCGUGACCAACGGCGGCGACAGGGGUGGCGCCAACGUUGUGCUGGUGUACACGGUGCCACCGCCGGAGGUGGCCCAAGCGCCGAUCAAGCAGGUAGCAGCGUUCCGGAGGGUGUUCGUGCCGGCGUGGAGCACCGCCAGCGUGCCAUUCACGCUGAACGUCUGCAAGGCGUUCGGCAUCGUGGAGAGGACGGCGUACACCGUCGUGCCGUCCGGUGUGAGCAUGGUGCUGAUCGAGAACGGCGACUCGUCCGUGUCGUUCCCCGUCAAGAUCGAUUUCUCGGUUUAG